Chlamydomonas reinhardtii is the source of this 7300-nucleotide messenger RNA. RefSeq lists its product as uncharacterized. Gene Ontology annotation, cellular component: cytoplasm. Gene Ontology annotation, molecular function: metalloaminopeptidase activity; peptide binding; zinc ion binding. Gene Ontology annotation, biological process: proteolysis; peptide catabolic process. Lineage: Eukaryota; Viridiplantae; Chlorophyta; Chlorophyceae; Chlamydomonadales; Chlamydomonadaceae. The coding region runs from base 289 to 5577 and encodes 1762 amino acids. The transcript is spliced from 30 exons. The record is from RefSeq and is a predicted model, not a curated record.
CCAAAGUAGGGGUGGAUGAUUACGUUUUUGCGUCAUGGCGGGCUUUCAGCCUCGCUCAAAGUGGCGCAGGAUGACAUACAUUUGAUACAGUGGUCGACUUAUCAACCGUGUGCACAGUUUAGGGCUGUAACAGGGCAGGGGCAGAAAGCUUCGCCGUUAGCUUCCGCGUGGAAGCCUUCUUUUGCGAGCCCCGCUCCGGCCAAAACCAUCAGACGCGAUGCAAGCUUGUUAGGAUCUACCAUCUCGUUUUCAGAUUGAUUACCAACGGGUUGACGCUUCGCAAGCGAGAUGAUUAGGCAAAACUGGAGACCGCCCGGGGAGGGCGAGGUGGAGCUCGCUGACAUAAACCUCACGGACGCAAGCAACCGACAAGCUGGGGACGUCGGGGGCGUUGGAGGCUACCGCGUCAGCGGCAGUGGUGGCGGCCAGUGGGGCGCAGGGGGACCGGCCGGCGCCGGUCCCAGCGGCGGCAGCGGCUACGGCGACGCCUACGGCAGCGGCGCGGGCGGCGGAGCCGUGUACGGCAAGGUCAGCGGCACCGGAAUGUACGGCGCGCCGAUGGGCUCGUCAUCUGGCGGCGGCGUGGGUUACAGCUACGCGCCGGCGGUUGGCGGCGACGGGGCUGGCGGCGGCGACCCGUACGGCGAUGCUGACGCGUCGCGGUUGCUCAACUCGGGGGUUCUGGGGAUUUCCAGCACCUACCCCAGGGGCGCGGGUGGCUACUUCCAGCGGCUCAGCGACAAGCUAGCGGCGCGCUGGAAGCUGGUGCUGCUAGCGUGGUUGGCCAUUGCCAUCGUUGGCAUAGUGAUCGCGGUGCCUGUGUCGCUGACGGCGGGCUCUCCCGCCCGCAGCCCGCCGCCGCCCAUGCCGCCGGCUCCGCCCUCGCCCGACCCGCCCUCGCCCGCGCCCUCGCCUCCGGCACCGCCCAGCCCCGCGCCUCCGUCUCCGGAACCGCCGGCACCGCCCUCGCCGGAGCCGCCGUCGCCUGCGCCGCCCUCGCCGGAGCCGCUGGUGCCUCCGCCGCCGCCGCCCGCCUCGCUUCGGGACCUGUGCACAUACAAUGGCACGGCUCUCCCGCUCGACCCCAGCGCCGCACCCACACACUACGCCCUGCGCCUGUCGCUCCCCGACGCAGCCGCCUUCUCCGCGCCCAACUCCACCGCUGCCAACGGCGUCGCCGCCUCGCCAGCCAACCCCUCCGGAGUGGGCGCCGCCGUCGGCGCGCCCUUCACCGGCGUCGCCACGAUCUCGCUAGACGUGACCGGCGAUACCUCUUGUCUUGUGUUCAACGCGGCCGGCCUGAAUGUAAGCAGGGUGGACUGGACGCUGGUGGCGGCGGCACCGCCGCCGUCGCCGCCUUCGCCGGCUCCGCCGUCGCCGGCUCCGCCGUCACCGGAGCCGCCACUGCCGGAGCCGCCGGCGGCGGGAGGCGGCACUGGUGGCGGCGGCAUCCGGAGGCGGGCACAGAGCGAUGGGGGCGCGGGCGCGGGCGGCGCGGGCGCGAACGCGACGUGUGUGUGCGGCUGUGGCGACGGCCGGGACUGCUCCGGCUCGGUGAUAGCGGCCAGCUCCGCCGCCCUAGUGCUGGACCUGGGCGGGGCGGUGCUGGCGGCGGGCAGUGCGGUGCAGCUCACCCUCACCUACAGCGGCGUGGUGGGGGGCGCGGAGGCGGGCGUGGGGCUGUUCGCGUCCGAGCCCUGGGUCGCGGACCUGCCCGCCUCCUCCACCUCCAACCCCGCCGCCACCCCCUCGAGUGUGGGUGUGCUGCUGACUACGCAGCUGGAGGGCGCGAGCGCGGGCCUCCUGCUGCCGUGCUUCGACCACCCCAGCUACAAGGCCAUCUUCACUCUGUCCGUGGAGGCGCCCGACGGCCUCACAGCGCUGUCCAACAUGCCGCUCAGCACCUCCACCCCCGCAGCCACACCCGGCCGCACACUGCACACCUUCCAGCCCACCCCGCGCAUGUCGGGCUACCUGCUGGCGCUGGCGGUGGGCAACAUGUCGGCGAUCAGCCGCACCGUCAACGUCAGCAUCAACGGCGUCGCCAGCUCCAUGCCGGUGUCUGUGUGGGGCCCGGCGGGCAUGGACGUGGAGGGGCGGCUGAGGGGCAGCCUGGACAUUGCGGCGGCGGCCUACAGCUUCUACGCUGCCUACACGGGCUAUGCGCUGCCGCUGCCCAAGCUGGACCUGGUGGCGGUGCCGGGCAAGACAUACGCCAUGGAGAACUGGGGGCUGCUGCUGAUGGACCCGGCCAGGUUCCUGUACGACGGCGGCGCCGCCGCCACCGGCACGGUCCCUGCCGCCGCCGCCGCCGCCACCUCCUCCUCGUGGGACCUGUUCCAGGCUGCGGACGUGAUUUGUCACGAAAUGGCGCACCAGUGGUUUGGCAACUGGGUCACGUGCAGGGACUGGGACAACCUGAUGGUCAACGAGGGCGUGGCCUCGUACGUCGAGUACGACUGCGUCGCCGGCGUGCUGUCGUACAUCAUGGCGGGCGGCGGCAGCCGCAGCACGGCGGCCGCCGCCGCCGACCCGGCGGGCGCGGCGGCGGCGGAGGCGGUGCCGCUGCCGGGCUACCCGGCGCCGCUGCGCGGGCUGACGUCGCAGCUGCGGCGGUUCGUGUCGCCGCCGCUGGGCCAGAUGCACGGGGUGCAUGACGGGCCCAUCACGCUCACGCGGUGGGUGGAUGAGGACCCCAACGCGCGCCCCGUCCUGGGCGGCGGAGGAGCCAUGGCCGGGCUGUCGCUGCUGACCUACUCCAAGGGCGCCACGGUGCUGGCCGCCGCCUCCGGCCUGGCGGGCGGCCCCGGCGGCCUGCGCACCGCACUGCAGGCGCUGCUGGCGCCCACCGGGCCCUACCUGUACGGCAACGCCACCGUGGCAGACCUGGUGGGCCUCAUCGCGGACGUGGCGGUGGGCGCGGACCGCAACGCCACCGCGCCCGCCGAGGUGGCGGCGCUGGGCGGCCGACAGGCCUUCAUCGACGGCGUCAUGUCUUGGCUCACCACCGCCGGCGUACCCGUGGUGGCGGUCACCGACGUGACGCCUGCGCCGCCGCCGCCGCCAUCGCCGCCGCCCGCGCCGCCGCUGCUGCCGCCCCGGCCAGACACGCCGCCGCCCAGCCCGGCGCCGCCCUCACCUGAGCCCAUGCCGCCAGUCCAUCCCUCCCCGCCCUCGCCCUCGCCGUCCGCGCCCCCUGCGCCUCCUUCGCCGGAGCCAUCGCCCCCUGCGCCUCCUUCGCCGGAGCCGUCGCCUCCCACCCACCCCUCGCCGCCCUCCCCCGAGCCCGCGCCCCUGCCACCCUCCCCCGAGCCGCCCAGCCCCGCGCCGCCCUCGCCCGAGCCCGCCCCUCCCGCCUCGCCUAGCACCGGCGGCCUGAGCGGCGGCGGCAGCGGCGGCUCCAGCAGCCGACGCCGCCUCCUCCUCCGCUCCGUUUCUUCCGCCGCCUCUGCUGCGGGCGCCGCCGGCGGCCGCCGGCUGCUUCAGACCGACCCCUCCCCGCCUUCACCCGAGCCGCCCUCGCCCGCGCCGCCGUCUCCCGCUCCGCCCUCGCCGGAGCCCCCUUCGCCCGCACCCCCCUCGCCGGCGCCGCCCUCUCCCGCGCCUCCCGCCGCUGCCGCCCCGGUGGCUCUGACGACGCAGCUGCAGGUGACGCAGCGCCGCAUGUGCGGGUACGGCCUGUGGCCCGAGGGCAACACCAACGCCUCCAGCUUCCCGCAGCUCGUGUGCCCGGGCGGCGACGGCGACAACGCCUCCGCUCCCGGCUGGCCGCGCCGCUGGUGGCUGCCGCUGGCGGUGUCGGCGGCGGGCGGCGGCGCGGGCGCGGGCGCCAACAGCACCCUGGCGGUGGUGACCGCGAGCGGCACCUACCCCACCACUAUCACGCUGAGCACGCCGCUGCCCUCUGACGGCUGGUUGCUGCGCCGCCCCGACUUCACCACCAUGUACCUGGCCAACUACAACACACCCGCCGGCGUGGGGCCGGUGGGCGCGGUGGCGGGCGGCAACGCAACCAUGACCCACGUGGUGUCCCUGCUCUCCAAGAUCAAGGCCGGCUUCGGCCUGGCCAUUCCCCUGCACAACACCAACACCACCAACACCACCAACACCACCAACACCAACAGCACCAACACCACCGGCCACGCCUACGACGUGCCGGGCGAGGCGGGCGACACGGGUCUGGCGGACCGGCUGGCGGCGGUGCUGGACGCGCAGACCGUCACACACGACGCACUGCUGGAGGCCUUCUCCCCCUUCGUGGCCGCCUCCACCACGCUGCUGCCCGCCGGCGCCGUGCCCGGCCUGUCCGCCGCCGGCAAUGCCGCGCCGGUGCCGCUGGUGCUGGCGGCCAUUGACGCCGGCCUGGCGGGGCCGCUCAGCCGCACCGGCGCCGGACUGCACAGCAUUGCGCAGCUGUCACUGUACGCACUGGAGAUGCUGCAGGGCCUGCUGGCCACCUCCUCCGCCUCCCCCGCCACCCCCACCUGCAACGACGACCUGACCUCCUGGGUGCUGGCGCGCCUGGGGCCGCUGGCGGCAGCCGUCAUCGCGGCUGACGGCGGCAGUAGCAGUGGCAGCAGCAACAGCAGUAGCAAUGCCACAGCCGGCAUCUCGGCCACCACCGCCACGGAGGCCUACCUGCUGCGCCUGUCCCAGUCCAACCUCAUCACCGAGGCCGCCCUGUGGGGCGAGCCCGCCGCCACAGCCUUCGCCUGCCGCCUGGCCGCGGCCGCCCUCAACGCCAGCACCACCACAACGGCCUCAACCGCCCACGUGGAUCCGGACUGGCUGGCGGCGGCGCUGGCGGUACCGCUGGGUGCGCCCAACGGCUGCGGGGCGAACGGGCCGGACGCAGGCACGGCCUUCAACGCCACGCUGGCCGCCCUGGCCGCCGCCGCCGACCCCGACACCGUCUCCACCCGCCUGUUCGCGCUGGCCUACGCGCGGGGGCUGUACCCGCACCGCGCCCACCUGCUGGGCAUGCUGCGUGCGGGCGUGCUGGCGGCGGCUGGGAACUGGAGCGCGGUGCAGAACCUGUCCUCCUACUACGUGCGGCCGCUGCCCCGGGCCGAGGCGCUGCGAGUGCUGUCCCGCAUGUACGGCACAGCCCAGCGCGAGCUCUUCUUCGCCGUGCGCGCCGCCGCCGCCGCCAACGCCGCCGCCGCCGCCAACGGCAACGCCACUAUCGACCUGACAACCGUGGGCACGGCGCCGGGCCUGCCGCCCGGAAACGACCUCCUUAGCCUUGUGAUGCUCAACUCGACCAACUUCGGCGUCGCGCGCAUGAUCUCGGGAGACGGCCUGGCCGCGCUGUCCAUGCUGGAGGGCGCCGUGGCUCGCGGCCUGGACACGCCCGCCCAGCUGGCCACCCUCAUGGCAGCACUGCACGACCCCGCCUUCCUGGGGCCCGGACUCGACGACACAGGCCUGUCCUUCGAGCGCUCCCGCAUCCUGGGCCGCGCCCAGUCGCGGCUGCAGUGGCUGGCCAGCUACCAGCAGCCCGUGUGCGCCUACCUGGCGGCGGAGAGGGCGGCGCUGGCGGCGGCGGGCAACACAACCGCGCCCGGCGGCCGGUGAUGGCGCAACGAGGCCGCAGCGACCGGCAUCGUGCUCGUGUUGCAAAUAGCCUAAAUAAUCAGGGUGAUGUUUCAGUUCUCUAACAAAAAGGGUGCAAGUUCAGUAUUAGGAAAGAAGGGCUUGGGCGUGUGGGCGUGUGGGCGUGUGGAACCGCUGGCGCCGUGGGAUGCCUGCGGCAGCGUGGGUUGGUGGAGGUGGAGGUCAGGAGCUCGGAAUGAGGAGGCGCCGGUGAAGGAGGGUUUGGUGGUCAGGCCUGCGCUAGCUCAGGACCACAAGCAACGUCACGCUCCGACAGCUGCACGACUGCAACGCGGUGCAACACACUUGGUUCAUGAUAAGCAGGGUACUGGUACUUGCAAUGUCGCCACUGCAAAUGCUGCCACUGUACAUGCUCGCUAUUUAAGAUAUCCAAAAAAUUUACACAGCAUGCAUGUAUGUAUUGCAUGCAGCAGGGGAGGGCGCCCUCUGUCCCACCAACCCACAUGCACUUACCGAUUACUGGAAUGAGGAUUGGCAGGUUGGUUGGGGCGCUGACUCGGAGGAAAUGAGCAAAGGUGGGGGUCCGAGGACGUGCAGCAGCCUUGCAGAGCGCCGGCCGGGGCCGGGCCUAGCGUGCCGGGACGUGAGACAAGCGAUGGUGGGGGCGAAGAUGUGGGGGCGAGAGGGUAUCCAUGCAAGCAUGGAUGAUGCCGCAGACGGCCUCGUGUGGACCUUCCUUGUACAUGGUACGGCAGCAUUGUGCGGUAGCAUACACAUUGCCUCAACCUUGAAGUGCCCAGCACUGCGCGGGAGCAGCGAUCCGUGCAUGGAAGCUGCAUUUUGCUGCAACUUAGCGGCUGAGGGAAGACGGCCUCCCGGCCAUCGGGCAGUGCAUCACUACUGGAAGGCGCAGGCGCGGCCGUGCACGUGUGCUGAAGUGUGGUACAUUGGUGGAGGAGGGAGCUUUGAAGUGCGCGCAGCGGUCGGCCUGUGCCAGUGCGAGCAAGGGUGCGCAAGUGAGCCUAAGUGAGCACGUAGGCACCUUGUAAAUUGGAAAAGGAAUGAAGGCAGGUUGUUGGCGGAAAACCGUGCCGCUCGUCAUUGCAUGGAGGGCUUGGAGGCGGAUAAUGUGAGCAGAACACUGCUACGGUACGUCAGCUGUCGUCCAACCAGACGGUCCUGGCCUCGCUUAGUAGUAGCAGCACUCGGGUGGAGGAUGUCAAUGAUGCAGAAGGAUGCCCCGCCUGAGGCACGUGAGUCUCAGAUUACAGCCAAGCCUGGCAAGCCGCAGCCUUGUACCGCACAGCAUCGAGCAGGGGAGUGAAGGGUAAUCGGGGAGAUGGGCUCAUAUGGCAAAUUGGCACGUGCGGCGCUCGCAAUGCGUCGAGGCGUGCGCUGGCGGGGCGCGCGCGGCCAGGCUGGCGGGAGUCGCGUUGGCGCGCCAGCGUUACACCCCGACUGCCGGGACCAUCGCGCGCGACUUAUUCGGCACGCCAACGCGAGCUCCGUGUAAAUGCACAAUGAAAAUGCAUUAUUUUUUUGCCCACGGGCGCCAAGAGGGCGUGCAAGCAAAUUGCAAGUGCCGCGCGAGAACCCUCGCCUGAUCCCUUUUCGAGUGGCUGCUAAACCUGAACGCUUGAGUGACUGAAUUCGCAAUGCAUUACACAGCUCCGAGGGACAACGGGGCGCUAUGCUCGCAAAGACACCCCAGACACCGUACAUCCGUACGGACUCGAAUUCUGCA